Diceros bicornis minor is the source of this 2623-nucleotide messenger RNA. It is a transcript of the gene ADIPOQ, whose product is annotated as adiponectin, C1Q and collagen domain containing. The record is from RefSeq and is a predicted model, not a curated record. Gene Ontology annotation, molecular function: protein binding. NCBI's taxonomy places the organism in Eukaryota, Metazoa, Chordata, Mammalia, Perissodactyla, Rhinocerotidae. Bases 120 to 851 code for a protein of 243 amino acids. The transcript is spliced from 3 exons.
CGUGGGACAAGCCAAGCCUAAGCUCUGUCUCAUUUUAUUCCCAGCAGCCAUUGGGAACACCCUCCUGAGCCUUCCAAAUCCAGUAGAGGGCAACAAAGAUUCAUGUAGAUGGACUCAGGAUGCUGUUGCUCCGAGCUGUUCUAUUGAUACUAGUCCUGCCCAGUCACGGCGAGGGUACCACCGAGGGGCCUGGAGUCCUGCCUCCCCUGUCCAAGGGGGCCUGCGCGGGUUGGAUGGCGGGCGUCCCAGGGCAUCCUGGCUACAAUGGGGCCCCAGGCCGUGAUGGCAGAGAUGGCACCCCUGGCGAGAAGGGUGAGAAAGGAGAUCCAGGUCUUGUUGGUCCUAAGGGUGAUGCCGGUGAAACUGGAGUGCCUGGGGUUGAAGGUCCCCGAGGCUUUCCAGGAAUCCCAGGCAGGAAAGGAGAAGCUGGAGAAAGUGCCUAUGUAUACCGCUCAGCAUUCAGUGUAGGAUUGGAGACCCGAGUCACCAUCCCCAAUGUUCCCAUUCGCUUUACCAAGAUCUUCUACAAUCAGCAAAACCACUAUGAUGGCACCACGGGCAAAUUCCACUGCAACAUUCCUGGGCUGUACUACUUCUCCUACCACAUCACAGUCUACUUGAAGGAUGUGAAGGUCAGCCUCUACAAGAAGGACAAGGCUGUGCUCUUCACCUAUGACCAGUACCAGGACAAGAACUUGGACCAGGCCUCAGGCUCUGUGCUCCUCCAUCUGGAGAAGGGUGAUGAAGUCUGGCUCCAGGUGUAUGGGGAUGGAGAGCAAAAUGGGCUCUAUGCCGAUAAUGUCAACGACUCGACCUUCACAGGCUUCCUUCUCUACCAUGACACCUACUGAUUACCACCAACUCAGAGCCUCCACUAGGCCAAACAGCCCAAAAGUCACAGAACAGUCCACAGGUUUUCACUGUAGUUAGGAGAAUGAUUUUAUUAUCUAGCUGGAGGCCUCUGAAUAUUAUUCAUUCAUUUACUCAUACAUUCAUUCAUUCAUUCAUCGAGUACCUUUGUAAAAAAAACCAUAUACUCUGUUCCCAGUUCUGAAGAAGACAUGUUCCCUGGCCUCAAGAAUCUAUUAUGUAGUGGCAAUAAAAGGAUGAGAGCAUUUAGUGGGAAAUUUCACAUACAUGACAAGAUAAACAAGUACAAGAAAGUAUUUGACAAUGCUGUUCUGUGCCCACCGUUUCUCCUCAUGUUCAUGUCAGGUACACAGGAAAGAUAUUAUUCCCUCUUUUACAUUUGGGGUCCUGAGACUGAGACAGUUAAGUGAAUGCCUAAGGUCACAUAGGUAUUAAGUGGCAGAACUAGAAACCAAACCCAGGGCCAUGGAUCUUUUCCACUAGACUACAAAGUAUAUGGCCUCUUUGGAGGUGUUGGUGGGGGUCUCCCACCCAGCUCACCUGAGGGCCUUUGAAUUUGCCUUUAUCUUGCGUUAAGCCUUUCCCGGAGCAGAGUUCCCUCAGAGAAUGUGGUUCUAUGACUAAGUCUCAUCCCAGCUGGACAACUCAAUGGCCCCUGCAUUAUUCACUUCCUUUUCUCUGUGUCUCUCCUCAUGAUCUUCCCUGUGGCCAGAAAGCCAACUUCAUCUCCACAUGCUGAAAUCCUCCCUGUUCCUCCAGGCCACCUGGUCAGGAAGAUUCUCUGAUGAGAUAUCUCUUUCCUGCACACUUUCCUCACACACUGUGCCCCUGUGCCCCUCCACGUGUGACCCUGGAUGAGAGUCCUGGGUAUGGGGGACAGCCUCCUACCAGGCCAGGGACAACUGCCUGGAAAGGACUGUGUUUCCUUCACCUCUGAGUCUCCUGGCAGGUUUUUGAUAAAUGCCUCAUGAAGAUCAGUCUCCUGAAUCUCAUAUCUACCCAAAAUUAACUCCAUUUCAGUCUCUCCAUAUAACUAAUCCUUAUCCACAAAAAACAUUUUUAUUUUAGGAACUCCUUGACUGUGAGUAUCCAAUCCUUGUUCCCCUGAACAGUUUGAUCUUUUCCACUGAGGUUAGGGAUGACAGUGCUUUCCAGAGCACUUACAGAGUUUUCCCUCAAGGAGGUAGCUUGAGCUUGCAAAACCCACAGAGGAAUUUGGAAACCAUUCUUUGCUUGAGUACGAGCAGGAUCUGGGAAGACUUGGGCCUUCUGAAUCUAUUCUUGUUCUUUAAUAAUUCCGGAAAAAAAAGAAAAGAAAAAGAAAAUGAUAACUAUCUGAGGUAAUGGAUAUGUUAAUUAGCUUGAUUGUGGUGAUUAUUUCACAAUGUAUAUCUAUAUCAAAUCAUCAAAUUGUACACCUUAAAUAUAUGCAAUUUUUUAUUGUCAAAUAUUCCUUGAAAACAAAAAAAAGAAUUACAGGUCAUUGCUAGUAAUAAACCUCCUCUCAGGAGACAAUAGCUUGAGUAAUACUCUUCAAAGAUUUUAGCAAAAGCAGAAUUAAUAGCAUUCUGGAUAAAUAUAGAAGUGGAAAACCUAUUUUUUUUGCUUACAGUUUUAAAUUCUGAAUGAUUCCCUUUUAUAUGUGUACUGCUGUUCAUUAAGAGAUUAUUAUUUCUACAUGUAAAGCUUUGUCUCAAAAUGCUUGCUUAUCAUUAUUUUCUACAAGUAAAGAUACCAUCCAGCAUUAAAAGCA